CCCACUCUCAGCAGCCCUGGCAGCAGCAGAUACUGGGACAAGGCCCUCAGACCAGCUCUGGGGCAGGCAGCCCGAGGCUGGCUGAGGGGAAUCCAAGAGGCGGCAUUUUCCUCUGGCUACACUUCAUGCCCUGGUGUGAGUGGGGCAGGAGAGGGGCGUGAGACGGGGGUGUUGGGGGAAGGGCUGCGGCUUUUAGCUCAUGGGUAGAGCCUCAUGCACUAAGCUCCGGAGGUCCCAGAUUUGAUCCCUCCUGCUGACAACUGGGGUCUGUUGGCGUGACACCUGCACCGUGGGCUGCAGUGGGGCUUGGCGCAGGGACAGCCGGGGCAGCUCAGCACCACCGUGGGGGGCCUCCGACGCUGAAGGAACUCCUGAGGAGCCUGGGAAUUGGAUUUCCUGAUGGAAAGCCAGAUUCGUGGCCUGGGGGGAGCAGGGGCCUGAGUCUUAUCUGUGUGAAGGAGAAUCUCAGCAUAAACAGCUCCCAGCGAGCUCCUGCUCUCAGACGUACUGUGGGCCGGGGAGGCUCUCCGGCCACUCACUGCUGUAGCCAAGAGCAGACCCCAGGUUGAGCCGUCAUCUCGCCCUUUCCUGCAGAGAGCCAGGCAACCUCUGCAGAUGGGUCACAUCGGCUGAAAUCUGCUCCCCGUUCCCUCACACCUGGGAAAUCCAGGCCCCGAGUUUUGGGGAAGCUCCUGUAGCUAUAGGGCCAGUGUUACCUGGGUGUAGGGCUGCAGGGAGCUUCCCACCACCUGCGAGCCAGCUCCUCUGCUGAGCAGCCAGCCUGACCUGGCCUCCCUGAGAGGCCGCUCGCCAGCGCCAGGGGCAGCACGGCUAGAGGGUGGAGCAAGGGCCUGAGCCCAGCACUGAAGCUGGUAACAGUAACUGCUGGCGUCAGUGGCUCCCGACCCCGCUGUAAGGGAGACGAUGCAACGUGAGCCUCUGAGCUGGGGCUUUCAAACAGGUGCCCAAAGAGAGGCUUUGAAAUCCUGUGGGGGCCAAGCGCCUCCAGCUUCUUUCGGCUUUGGUGGGAACUAUGGACUGACCAGCCCCUAAGAAACCUCAGGGCUUUUGUGCCUCACUUCAGAUGCACAAGUUUGGAGACUAAUGGUUGUAAUGGCCCUGUGCCUCAGUUUCCCCAUCUGCAACAUAGGGGGGGCGGUUGCACCUACAAGAGAGAAAUACAGCAACUAAGUAGUUACUGUAACAUGUGUAAAAUGCCAAAUGAGGCCAAACCAGACUCUUCCUGGGCUGGGAACCUAACCGCCCCCACAAUUUAUUCUGGCAGAUAGUCCCUUGUGAAACGUCUCCACAUGUUGACAGCUCUGCUCAGACACUGACAGGAAGCAGCUGGGCUCUGCGUCUGCCGCAGGAGACAGUGGCAGGGGGGAAUGGGACGUAAAAAUCCCCACACACCCCCGUUAGCUAGGUUAUGCCUCAGCUGUAUUCUGGUAGAUCUCACAAGCUUUUCCAACGCUUUAGGAAGAUACAAUUCCCACUCCGGUGAGCUCACAAGCAGCAAGUGAAGGGUAUGAAAUCGCUGGUAGUAGUAGUAGGCUGUUAUCCUCUGAUGAGGGCCAGCCGCUCAAGGAGGAUACGUAACAUCCCUGGCCCAGCAGGUUACACACUCACCCAGACAGAUCCAUGCUCCGCCCUUUGGUCUCUAGGUCUGUGGGGCUCCAACCCACUCUUUGCUCUGCACCGCUGCUGAGAUGGUCUCCCCAGCCAUUGCUCUGGCCUUCAUCCCCUUCCUGUUCACUCUGAUCAUCCGCUACCGGCACUACUUCCUGCUCUUCUACCGGGCGGUGCUGGUGCGCCGGCUGCAGGACUGCCUGACGGGCAUCUCUCGGGAGGAGCGGGCCUUCCAGUACGUCCUCACGCAUGCCAUCCCCGGCGACCCCCACCACAUCCUUGAGACCUUCGAUCAGUGGUGCUACCACUGUGAGUACCUCAGCAACGUGGGGCCUCACAAAGGUAAGAUCCUGGACCGCCUGAUCUAUGAGAACACGCCACUCACUGUGCUAGAGCUCGGCACAUACUGUGGUUACGCCACCAUCCUCAUGGCCCAGGGUCUGCCCAUGGGUGCCCGGCUCUACACUGUGGAGAUGGACCCACGCAAUGCCGCAGUGGCCGAGAAGGUCAUCCGCCUGGCGGGCUUCGACCAGGACACUGUGGAGCUGAUUGUGGGCGCCUCGGAGGAGGUGAUCCCACAGCUGAAGGAGAAGCACGGCCUGCUCAAGGCCGACUUUGUCUUCAUGGACCACUGGAAGCGCUGCUACCUGCGGGACCUGCAGCUGCUGGAGGCCCAUGGCCUGCUGCUCGAGGGAGCCACCAUCGUGGCCGACAAUGUGGUCUUCCCCGGUGCGCCCCACUUCUUGCAGUACGUGAAGACCUGUGGCAAGUACCAGUGCAAGAUGCACAGGACCAGCUUGGAGUACUGCCGGGACAUCCCCGACGGCAUGGCUGAACUCAUCUACACUGGCCUAGACUGAGCUCUCACGCCCAAGGUGGGGCUGCCAGGCUGGGCCUCGUCCUGCCCUGCCUGGGAUCCAGCUGGUGCUGCACCAGAGCUAAGGGGUGUCUGGGCUUGGGGGCCAUGUAGAGAUGUACAAAGGUUGUGGCUGGUGGGUGGGUGGGUGUGUGCCCACGUGCGUACAGCCUUGCCACGCUGCCCCAGAUCUGCACGUGAGCCUGUCUCUGCUCCGUGUCCAUAGGGCAGGCCUGCACAACAUACGGCCAGUGGGCGGCAUGCAGCCUGUGGAGCCU
This is a messenger RNA of Chelonoidis abingdonii (Abingdon island giant tortoise), 2763 nucleotides long. RefSeq names its product transmembrane O-methyltransferase homolog. NCBI's taxonomy places the organism in Eukaryota, Metazoa, Chordata, Testudines, Testudinidae. The record is from RefSeq and is a predicted model, not a curated record. Gene Ontology annotation, molecular function: catechol O-methyltransferase activity. Gene Ontology annotation, biological process: dopamine metabolic process; catecholamine catabolic process; developmental process.